AAGCUGGCGGCGAGGACACACAGAGGCGCUCCCGGUGUAGUAGUUUCAAGUGACCAAUUCCGAGUAGUCAAGUGGGCGCACAGCCAUGUCAGACCUGCCGCUGCUGCCAGGCUACACCUUCUCCACUCCUGAGGAGAGGCAGAGGCCCAUCUGUCAAAGUUUGGAAUGGAGAAAGGGAGCACCCCUUGUGGCAGCCCCUCCUCAACCCUUGCUGUCUGAGGCUGACCAGCAGGACCUUGUGAGACAAGAGAGGAGACUCCAGUUUGCAUCCCGCCCCCGCCGAGCCUCAACCCCGCCCAAGUUUCUGCCAGAAUGGGCGGUGUUGGACAAGAAGGUGCUGCGGUUCAAGGGGUACUUCACAGAGCAGGUGGAGGGAGGGAGGGCAGUGUGUCGUGUCCGGCCAGUGGUCAUCUACUACUACCUGGUGGACGAUGCAAUAGCCGUCACUGAGCCUCGGACGCCUAAUUCUGGUCUAGAUCAAGGUCGUCUGCUGAACCGCCAGAGAAUGCCUCACCCUGACGGAGGAUUCUGGCACUGGACGCACCUCAACCUGGGAGAGACACUGACACUCUAUGGACGGCAUUACAUUAUUUGUGACUGCGACCCCUUCACCAAGGAAUACCUGUUAAGUGAAGGGACAGAGCUGGGCAACCCUGUCCCCAUACCUCCAGACCCAUACACUCUCAUGCGACAGUCCAGGACUGAGACGCCACACAGAACCUCAGACUUGCGUCCACACUCAGCACCCCUGGUGCCCCCACAGCUGAGGGGAGUGCUGCUCAAGUUUGAUGUGAUGGUGGAGGAGGUGGAGGAUGGCCGCUCCAGAGCAAGCCCUGCCGUGCUGCUGUACCGCCCGCAGGACCUCACGGUGGAGCUCCGCCAGCCAUCCUACUUUGACUACACGGAGAUUAGGAAGUUCAGUCCUGUCAUCCUGCGUGCCGUCAAGGUGCCACUGGGGGACUCAUCUGAAGGUGGUGUGAUCAACAUUGGGGAGGAAGGUGAGAAGGGGGAGUGGCUGUUGCCUCGUCACUUGAUCCCACCAGCAAGUGUGACCAUCUUCGGCCGCAGGGUGUUGGUGACAGGGUGUGAUGCCUUCACUCAGAGAUUCCUGCAAGACUACUAUGGUGCUGACAACAUCCCUGGCAUGAAAUAUGUUGAAACCAAAAAGCCUGAUGAGUCUGGUUCAAGUGGCAAGACACAGUCAGAUAUUGUUCCUCGCCACAGACCAAGACGUGGGCUACUCAUCCCUCAAGAUGCCACGGUCCUCAGGUUUUUGGCCAAACUAGACUCCCCACUGGGCACUGAAGCAGACCGGACCUUCAUCCUCACUUACCACGUGGUGGAUGCAACACUGGAACUCACUGAGAAGCCUCGGCCGGGGGGUCUGGGUGGAAGGAUCCUGUCCCGCAUGAGGGUCCCCAAGCCUGAGGUGGAGGACAAGAGGUCUUGGGAUCCAGACUUUUAUACAUUAGAUGACAUAUAUAUUGGAGCCCCUCUGAGGCUGUGGGGGCAGCACUACCUCAUCACAGGAGCAGACAAACAUGUCCUCAACUACGCACGCCAGCAUGAGGAUCAAGUCUCCCCACAGUUGCUCUCCUCCCUGCUGCACCACUUCCAGGAGGGCACACAUGACAAGGAGCCAGCUGAUCAGGAACAAGAGAAUAAUAAUAUGUAGUUGAGCACAAUUUUCAGACGACACAGGAGCAGCAAAGGUGUAAUGAAUCUGACAUACUCAUGAGGCUAGGCAACAAAAUAUAACAAUGAUAGAAUGUAAUAAAAGUCAAUAAAAUGUGAAGGAAAUGAAGCCUCUUGUUACAUCAUGAUAUUCUCUUUAUUAUGGGCACUUGGUAUUGAUACAGUAUUACUAUAAUUUAAAUAUAUAUAUAAUAUAUAUAUCAAUCAUUAAUACAUACUGAAACACUAUAAUACACUGUGUUGGUUACCUGAAUAGGCUGUGUUACAAACAUAUGUUGGCUGAAGGCAACAUUAAGCUUAAAGUCAACAGGAAAUAAGGUCUGCAAACAAUUCAGAAUGGGAAAUAUAAUAUGUAUAAUAAUGAUCACCUCACAUAAACCUUUCAGAGUAAAUUUCCAUAAACGUAAAUAUAUGUAAAUGAAUUUCUCAAGAAGUCAACCAAUAGGCGUCCAAAACAAGCAUGAUCCGAAUACAACGCAGGUGACAAAGUAACAAACUGAUGACCACAGCUGAUGAUUGUAUUACACUGUUACAUUGUUACACUGGCCCACAGCCUUAGGCCCUCAGAGUUAUUUACAGUAGAGUUCACUUGAGUUGUAUCAAAAUAUUAGUGACAUUCAAAGUUGUAGUGCUAAAACUGAUGGAAGAGAAAUAAUAUCAUAGCCAGCCCACUAAAUAAAUAAGAAAAUAAACUGCCCAACAAAUCAUCUCCAUUAGUCUACAUUAUGGGAUGGGCAAAGUAGAAACUGUGACGAGGGUUGGGGACAAGCACGGCUUCCAUCAUGCACUGGAGGUGAGGUGGUGGGACAGGAAGCAGUGGGCAAGGCUUGGCUGGUCUGGGAGUCUUAACACUACAACAUUAGUCAUCACAAAAUAAAAGGAUGCAUGCAGGAACUAAGGUAACUAAGCUGUACCUAACAGUAGUAUCUCCAUGGAGUGUGUAGUAUCUCUGAAAGGGGUUUAAAAAUAUAAAACUACAGGCUAUAGGUAGGAGAAGCCCAGUAAUACAGCUAUGUUCAAACAGUGUUCCUAUAUUACAGCAUUUCAGUUUCAUUAUACAAGGUCUCUCAGAUAGCAAUCACUAGUCAGUCACUCUUCAGGUAAACUUAUAAGGGAAAGGAAGAAAGAAAUGACAUUCCUUCAACUCUUACAACAACGGCAGCAUGGUGAUGUGCAUGGAUGACUUACAAUAGUGGUAUACAAGGCAAUUAUUUGUGAAUACAUUCUGCAUGCUAUGUAGAAGUAUGAUCAACAUAGCAUAUUUCUUAAUUGUAAUACAAUCCAUGUUGUCCACUUUAAAUUCAAGAAAUUUUGACAAAACUACAUUCACAAAUUUUAAUUACUUGCUAAAUUUUGCAUCAAGAGUUAAUGUAGGUCUUAACAAAGCCAUACCUAGGCCAGACGUCUAGUUAUUAGAUAGUACAACAAAUACUGUAAGAGUAAUGUUAAGAGUAGGAGUUUUAGACUGACGUGAGUACCAGCUGGAGUGUUGCCAGCUGUACAAUGGAUGGAUUCACUUGUACUUCUGAUGGCCACCAGGCAGGGAGUGACAGGGCCACUGUGCUCCCUGGACCACCCUGGCCUGUCUCAUAUUGCCCUAGUCAAUGCUAAGUCUACUUAGAAGUUGCAUAUACAGAGUAAACUGGCCCCAAGGAGCCAAAAAUGUAAUCUUAAAUUGUACAAAAACUGAUCAAGGAUAAAUUUUAUGACCUGCAUUUAUUAAAGAAAAAAUGUAUGUCUGUAUUUAUAAACUAUGAAGCCUUGCUAGCCAGAUCAAAAGACUUGGUUAGAUAGGGAAAACAAAUAAUAUAAACACACACAUUCAUAUUUAACACAUUUUAUGACAAGUGUGUGACAUCUUGCUCAUCUCAUGGCAGAUGGUAUGCUUUUGUUUAUUUCUUUUUUUUCUGUGACAAUUUUUUUAAACUACAGUCUAAAGCUUCUCUGAUUAUAUUUCCAAGAGUCAACAUUGCAUCUAGAGGUGCUUCCUGAGCCUCCCAUCCAUGCCAUAUCUCUGUGCUGUUCUGAGACUCAUCUGUAUGGUCUGGUGAUACCUUUCCCAUUGCUUCCCUAAGACAAGCUAAUGAGUUUAUGAUAUUUCAAAUCAGGUAAAAUGUUAUUCAUCUUUUUACAUUAUCAUCAUAUUUAAAUUUCAUGUUACAAAAUAUUUCUGACCAGAGCAGUUUUCUGUUCACCACAUCUCUUUUAGAGCCAUGACUGUUUUAGUGUUCUACACUUUUUGAGACAGUUAUUCUAACUUUAUUCCAGUCUGACCACCCUAGUACAGACUAGAGUAGUUCUCUAGUAAUGUUUGCUUUAAAAUGGUAGAUUAGCAAGGCUUCUGUGUAUAUACAAACAUACAUACAAUGUAUACACAUCAACACAAACUCCUUAACUUCUUAUAUUCAUUAAUAUUGCAUCUUUUGUCAAACUGGGAUCUACUUAUUUGACAUUGUUGAUUAUUGCUGUGUGGAACAUACAACAGGAAAAAAAUUAUUCCCUCAUAAAGAUGAAGCUUAGUUAGUUGUAAGUUUGCAUUAAUAUGACAAACAAUAACAUAUCCAUCUAUGAACAUCACCAUGUUUGUAAGAAUAAGACUGGAAAAAUAAUUUAUCUCAUUUAAAAUUAACAAGAUACCAAUUGGAUAAAUAUACAUAAACUUUAAGUUUUGAGCUAUUCAUAAAAAAAACCUGGCACAGGAUCAACUUGCACCAGUCAUUAAAUUUUACACUUCUUGUGCAACAGAACACAUACAAAAAUAAAAAUAAGCUAAUGGGAACCAUGGAAAAAAGACUAGAUAAAACCAUAAACUUAAUUUAGAACCACUUAAACAAAGUUAUAGAAGGGAAGGAAGUCUGUCCACACCAUGACUGUGAUAUCUCUGUGAGGCCUUCGUCAUCACCCACACACACCCACACCCACACACACACAUAUACACACACACACACACAUAUAUAUACACACACACAUAUACACACACACACACAUAUAUACACACACACACACACACACACACACACACACACACACACACACACACACACACACACACACACACACACACACAACACUGCAAGAGUGAGUCAUAAUAGCUAGAAGAGAUUAGGCAACCCCAGAGAGAGGCUUCUGGAUGUGGUUAUUAGUCGGUUAAUAACACUACCAACACUCCAUUCAUUAAAGCUUUUUCUUAAUGUGAACUUUUUAUAACAAUGCUGGGACCACAAACCACCAAUAAGCCAGUUAGUUAUGGGUAAUGCCUCCUGGUACACACGCAUCAAACAGGCAACACAAUGCCUUAACGUUAUGACGGGAGAAUAUAAUUACAGACGAAAAAGCAAAUUUGGUUUCUUGUGCUUCUGGUGGAUAGAAGGAAAGAAUAAUGCCAUAAGAGGUAAAGUACAAAACAACAAAGGUGUGAGAAUGACAUCUCCUAUUUAUCACUCAAACCAUCAACGGCUGAUCGUCAUCAUACUGGACAUGGAAUAGUGCGAGGAUUUACAUUCAUGUUGUGCAGAUGUACGUGCGUCCAUGUAACACAAAGACAGACGUUGCAAAGUAGCAGUAACGUGUAAUAUCGAUAAUUUCCGUUCGCAUUCACAUAGCAACAACAAGAACACAACUGCAGAAGAAAACACUGCAUAACAUAUCAUUAACAUUCUCAACUCAAUCAAUUCCCCAACACCUACAUCACACAGGUUCUAUUUUUACAUAUUCUUAAUGAGAACACACUUUCUCUUCAAAAGCAUAGUCAAUGUUAUCUUACGGAUCACAUGAAGAUCAGGUAUCACUUUUUAGGAUAAGGUAAGGGUGGAUCAGAUGAGAUUUGAUAACCUAAUCUAAUCUAUC
This is a messenger RNA of Portunus trituberculatus (swimming crab), 5541 nucleotides long. RefSeq names its product EF-hand domain-containing protein 1-like. Lineage: Eukaryota; Metazoa; Arthropoda; Malacostraca; Decapoda; Portunidae. The transcript is spliced from 13 exons. The record is from RefSeq and is a predicted model, not a curated record. The coding region runs from base 86 to 1675 and encodes 529 amino acids.